AUGCCGUCCUCGCUUCGUAUACGCGAUAGAAGCCGCGCAGUGGCGAACAAAGUCGCAAGCUGGGACGUGGUGACGAAGGCCGUGGACCGCGCCUUCCUGGAACUUGCGGAGCUGGACGGCAAGAAGGACGAGGAGGGGCGGCCGGUGAUCAACGUGCCGGAGCUAUACACGGGCGUGCUGCUCGUGUACAACUACGUGAACCGCUACUCUCCUGGGAGUUAUCUGAGCCCUCCAAAGAAGAAGGACGUUCUCAAGCUGGUCAAGAAAUUCGACCUCAACAAUGACGGGGUCAUCGACCGGGAGGAGUUUGGUCGGCUCCUCCGGCACUUUGUGAAGCAUCUCCUGAGAAACAUGAUCAUCAACAUUCUCGUCAUGCUCACUGUGAUCCCCUUUCUGUGCUACUUCACUUGCAAGUUUGUGGGUAGUAAUAUGGCAGGAGAAUACGAGGGUUGGAGAAUAUUAUUAGUCGCUCUGCUUCUCCUGCAAAGCUCCCUAGCCUCGAACCUCCCCGCGAACGGGUGUCACGUCCAGGCCGUGUGCUCCCGUCUCAACACCUUCCGCGAUGUGACAAUAACGGAAGGAAACUUCACGGACCUCGCGCUAAUUGGACAAUUUAGAGGCCGAUUCAACAGUCAGGGCGGAAAAUACAAGGCGCACGAAGCGGGAUCAGGCCCGCUAAAUCUCGAAGUCUAUCAGGAGGUUGGUAACCACGUGGACAUCGUGCGAGGCGCCAGCGGAGGCACGCUGGAGAGCUGCUGCAGAGCGUGCGCGGCCGACAAGGCCUGCCACGCCUACCACUUCUUCCCGAGCAAACGGCUAGCCGACAAUUCUAACGGGACGAUCCGGACGACGAGGACUUUGACCCCACCAGCUGCGCGCCGAAUGGGCAACUGGCGCGGCGGGGCAAGGAGGGCCGUGCCGCGCAAGUCGUACUUUGAGGAUGAUGAGGACCCGGACGACCUGGCGCCCCCUGCUAAGAAGAAACUCAAGUCGUACUUUGAGGAUGAUGAGGACUCGGACGACCUGGCGCCCCCUGCUAAGAAGAAACUCAAGCCGCUGGGGCGGAGUGAGGAGAUGCGGGCAGCGGGGCAGCCGACGGGGCCGUGUGUGUUGGAGUAUGAUGUGAGCGAGGCCAUCGACUGGGAGCAGCAGGAACUGUAUGUGAAGUGGAAGGGACGCUCGUUUCUGCACUGCGACUGGCUGCCCAUCUCCACCCUCUCCACGCUGCCGGGGUUCAAGAAGGUGCAGAACUACAUGAAGCGGGCGGACGAUGAGAGGCGGUAUCGCCUGAGCGUGUCAGCAGAGGAGGUGGAGGCGCUGAACGUGGGCAGAGAGAUGGAGCUGGACCUGCUCAAGCAGUACUCGCAGGUGGACAGGGUGGUGGCGGAACGGCCAGCCAAGGCAGCAGGGGAGGUGGGGCGGGAGGGCGAUGAGGUCAGCAGCUACGAGUUCUUUGUCAAGUGGAAGGGGCUUUCCUAUUCUGAAGCCACCUGGGAGGCGGAGGCGGAUAUAGAGAGUGCACGAGAUGCGAUAGACGAGUUCAAGGCGAGGGAGGCGGGAGCACUGGUGGUGGGCAAGAGCGUGGAGGCGCAACGCAAGAGCUGCCGAAGCAUGAGCAAGCUGGAGGUGCAGCCGGAGUGGCUCAAAGGCGGCACUUUGAGGGACUACCAGCUCAUGGGGCUCAACUUUCUCAUCCACAGUUGGAUGAAGGACACGAGCGUCAUUCUGGCGGACGAGAUGGGGCUCGGCAAGACCGUGCAGUCCGUCUCCAUGCUUGGCUUCCUCUUUCACAUGCAGCAGAUACAGGGCCCCUUCCUGAUAGUGGUGCCGCUCUCAACCAUGAGCAACUGGGAGAGGGAGCUGCGCCGCUGGCUGCCCUCCCUAAAUGUUGUUCUCUACGUUGGCAACCGCGCCUCCAGAGAGGUUGUGCAGCAGUACGAGUUCUGGCAGGCGGGCAGGAAGGGCGGGCGGCAAACCAAGUUCCACGCGUUACUAACAACGUACGAGGUGGUCCUCAAGGACAAGGCCGUGCUGUCGCCCAUCCGCUGGACCUACCUCAUGGUGGACGAGGCGCAUCGACUCAAGAACAGCGAGGCAGCUCUCUAUACUACGCUCAUUAGCUUUCACGCGCGCAACAAGCUGCUGAUCACCGGCACGCCCCUGCAGAACAGCGUGGAGGAGCUCUGGGCGCUGCUGCAUUUCCUGGACGACAGAAAGUUUGGCGACAAGGAGGAGUUUUCAGCCAAGUACAAACACCUGCUGGAGAACCAGAGCGAGAAGGAGAUCACGUCACUGCAUCAGGAGCUACGGCCACACAUGCUACGGAGGGUGAUCAAGGACGUUGAGAAGUCUCUUCCGCCCAAGAUAGAGCGCAUCCUGCGCGUCGAGAUGUCGCCGCUGCAGAAGCAGUACUACAAGUGGAUCCUGGAGCGCAACUUUCAGGAUCUGAACAAGAAUGCGCGCAGCAACCAAGUCUCCCUUCUCAACAUCGUGGCAGAGCUCAAGAAGUGCUGCAACCACCCCUUCCUCUUCGAGAGCGCUGACUACGGCUACGGGGGCGGGGCGGCUGGAGGGGCGCUGGACGCUCAGGGCAAGGCGCAGCGGAUCGUGCUGGGGAGUGGGAAGACGACGCUGCUGGAUAAGCUGCUGACGAGGCUGAAAGAAACGGGCCACCGCGUUCUCAUCUUCUCCCAGAUGGUGCGCAUGUUGGACAUUCUAGCAGACUACCUCGCCCUGCGGGGCUUCCAGUUCCAGAGACUAGACGGCAGCACAAGGGCGGACCUGAGGCAGCAGGCCAUGGAGCACUUCAAUGCGCCCGGCAGUGACGACUUCUGCUUCCUGCUCUCCACGCGCGCUGGUGGAUUGGGGAUUAAUCUCGCCACGGCCGACACAGUCAUUAUUUUUGACUCGGAUUGGAACCCACAGAACGACCUGCAGGCCAUGAGUCGUGCGCACAGGAUAGGGCAGCAGGACGUGGUGAACAUCUACCGGUUUGUGACGAGUGGCAGCGUGGAGGAGGACAUAUUGGAGCGCGCCAAGCGCAAGAUGGUGCUGGACCACCUCGUCAUCCAGAAGCUCAACGCCGCCGGGCGGCUGGAGAAGACCACCAGCAAGAAGAGCAGCAGCAUGUUCGAUAAGAACGAGUUGGCGGCCAUUCUGCGGUUCGGAGCAGAGGAGCUCUUCAAGGAGAAAGUGAGCGAGGAGGAGGGCUCCAGCCGGCUGGAGAAUCUGGACAUCGAUGAGAUCCUGGCACGCGCCGAGAAGAUCGACAGCAGCACCGCGGGGGAAGGCGCUAACGAGCUGCUCUCCGCCUUCACUGUGGCGAAUUUCAGCAGCACAGAAAACGACGCUGCCUUCUGGAGUCGCCUCAUCCAGGCAGCACCGGCAGAGGAGGAGAAGGCUCUCGGCCCGCGCUCCUCCCGGCGCAACGCCACCUACACGGGCGAUGGGCUCCUGGGGGAGGCUGAUGAUGAGGACGAGGAUGGGCGAGAGGGCAGGGGUGUGAGGCGGUACGGGGGAGCAGAGCGGGUGGCACAAAUGACAGCCGAGGCCGGCGGAGCACUAGAGGCAGCGAGUGAAGCAGAGCGGCGGUCCCUCCACUCGCUGCUCAUGCAAGCCUGCAAAGACACUGUGCGAGCCGCCGCCGCCGCAGAGGAAGACGAAGCAUUGGGAGCAGCCGGAGCAGCAGCAGCAGCAGCAGCGGCAGCAGCAGGAGGGGCAGGAGCAGCAGCGAAGAUCCCUCUGCUGGAUUUCUUCGGUGUGGCGGUGAAAGCCCCGGAGCUGCUGCAGAGAGUGAAGGAGCUGCAGUUCCUGGCGAAGCGGGUGGAGCGAGUGAGCGACCCUGUGAAGCAGUUCCGCCUGCGGUCGCAUGCACGCGUGCCCUCGUGGGCCAAGACUACAUCUUGGACGCCUGUGGAUGAUGCGAGGUUGCUGCUGGGGGUGCACUUCCAUGGGUUUGGCAACUGGGAGCAGGUUCGGCUGGAUGAACGGUUGGGAUUGGAGAAUAAGAUCGCGCCGCCUGGAUCAACGGGUGGGAUUGGGGGAGGGGGAGAGGGGAAGCUGCCGAGGGGGAGUCAUUUGGAUGCACGGGCAUCUGCUCUGCUGCGCAAGGAGCUGGAGGCGGAUCCUCACCAUGCCAAGGCUGCAGCAGCAGCCAACGCCCUAAAGGUCAAGAUCAAGGAUAGUGUGCUGCAGCGGCUGAAGCGGCUGCAGACGCGGCAGGAGCUGUCGCCCAAGGAGGUGACGCAGAAGGUGAAGAAGUACCUCAGACAGCUGGGGCACGAGAUCGACAGCGUCAUGAAGCGCGAGGCCAGCGAUGCCGCCCUCCCCCGCUCCCACCUGCAGAAGAUCUCCGAGGACCUGUGGGAUUAUGUGGCCCUGCACUCGCACCUGUCCGGCACGCGAUUGGCCGACAUCUACCGCAAGCUGAGAGACGACCGUGGGAGCGAUGGGAAGGAAGGCGGGGAGAAGGACCGGGAGCCCCGUGCGCGCAUUGCGCUUUUCCGCGCGCCGAUGAACGAAUUCAUGCGCUUUGCGCACGUUGGCGCUGUCAGUGGCGGGCCGGCAGAAGAUUGCGAACGCGCAAGGGAUGGUGAAACAUUAGGGAGCAUGCGGCCGGCAGGCACAAGAGUUUACAGCAGGCGCGCACGGGGCGGGAGAAAGCCGACAAUCAUUGUGGAUUAUGAAGAGGAGUGUAUAGGAGAAGACAUUAACGAAAACGGGCAAGAGACAAUGCAGGUCGCACGGCGCAUGUCCGCAAGGCAGCGAACGGGUGUGACUGUAAAGAGGGAAACAGACGAGGUGGUUGUGAAGGGGGAAUUAGAGGAGGUGACUGUAACGCAACAAGCAGGCAAUGUGGUUGUGAAGCGGGAGUCAGAUGACGAGGCUGGAACGACCGGAGGUGGUGUGGUGGUAACGCGAGGAGGUGACGUGACUGUAAAGAGGGAAGCGGAGGAUGUGACUGUGAAGAGAGAGGCGGUCGACGAGAUGGCAGGCAGGGAAGCAUGUGUGGCAGAUGCUGACAUGGCUGUAGCGGUGACUGAAGGCACGGCUGGCAUUGUUGCUGGAAACAUACGGCACGGGGGAAGUAGCUAUUCAAAAGGAAUGAAUCAUUCUCUCUCAUGCUAUCCUCAUGCAUUCUCUCUCGCACCUUGUUUCUCCCUUCUGCCCGCCCCUUCCUUACUCCCCCCUUUCCACUCCUGCCUUCCUCCACCACCCCUUUACACUCCCGCUCUCGCUCGCUCUCUUGCCGCACUCCUCUCCCCGCUCUCUUGCCGCACUCCUCUUGCCGCACUCCUCUCCCCGCUCUCUUGCCGCACUCCUCUUGCCGCACUCCUCUUGCCGCACUCCUCUUGCCGCACUCCUCUUGCCGCACUCCUCUUGCCGCACUCCUCUUGCCGCACUCCUCUUGCCGCGCUCCUCUUGCCGCACUCCUCUUGCCGCAUCCUCUCCCCGGAGCAGCAGCGGCGCUUUGCAGUGCUGGUGUCGGCGAUGCUCUCCUCACAGACCAAGGACCCCGUCACUCAUGCGGCAGUGGCACGGCUGCACGCAGCAGGGCUGCUGUCGCCUGAAGCGCUCAAGGCAGCAGAGGAAACGACCGUCAGCCAAACCAUCUACCCGGUGGGCUUUUACGUGCGCAAGGCGGGAUACCUGAAGAAAAUGGCCAAUCUCUGCUUGGAGAAGCACGGAGGAGACAUUCCGGGCAGCCUGGAAGAUCUGCUUGCGCUGCCCGGCGUCGGGCCUAAAAUGGCCUAUCUGGUGAUGAACGUGGCUUGGGAGCGCGUGGAGGGCAUAUGUGUCGACACGCACGUGCACAGGAUAGCACGGCGCCUGGGGUGGACGGAUGCCAAGGUACGCAUUUGGUCACGUGCCUAUGUGUGCAUGUGCUUAUAUGAGGUGACUUUUGAGUCGACUCAAAAGUCACUAAGGUACGCAUUUGGUCACGUGCCUAUGUGUGCAUGUGCUUAUAUGAGGUGA
Closterium sp. Yama58-4 is the source of this 5976-nucleotide messenger RNA. The record is from the annotation of a GenBank genome assembly. NCBI's taxonomy places the organism in Eukaryota, Viridiplantae, Streptophyta, Zygnematophyceae, Desmidiales, Closteriaceae.